AUGGGCUGGGCUGGGCCGGGCUGGGCUGGGCGGUUAUGGGCUUGGCCCAGCCCAUCAGGUGCUCUGUAUCGUCUUAUACGUCGAGUAAAACACACCAUUUUUCUUCUUACACUAGCCAUGACUGAAAAGCAUACAGGUCAUAAUUACGCAACAGCAAACGCAGAGCACUUUUCAGAACGUGCACGUAGUUACCGUACUGAACUGCUCGAAGAAUUGGCAAGACGAUGUGCUACAAGUAUUCAAAAAAUAUAUCCAUUUGAUGUGAAUACAACAGAAGUACUCGAUUUUGCUUGUGGACCUGGUCUUGUUGCCUUCGAGCUUUUGCCAUACACCAAACGUAUAGUGGGCGUUGAUUCAGCACAAGGAAUGGUCGAUGUUUUCAAUCAUGAUGCUCAAAAAAAGAACAUAUCACUGGAUAAAAUACAUUGUGUCAAAAUCGAUUCACUUAAAGGUGAUCAAUCUGAUGUCGAUGGACAACUAUUCGAUGUUGUUAUUUGUGUACAAGCGUAUCAUCAUUUUGAAGAUCCAACACAUAUCACCAAUGCACUUGCUCAACGACUCAAACCAAAAGGACGUUUGAUUGUCAUCGACUUUGCCGAUGAUGAAGGAACUCAAACUAUUCUUACGCGCAAACGCGAAGGUGCACACAUUCAUACAGUUGCUCAUAAACAUGGUUUUUCAUUCGAACAAAUGACAGAUAUGUUUAAAUCAGCUGGCUUACAAGAUAUUCAUGCAGAAUAUGGUUUCAAAAUAUCAAAAUCUGAAAUGAAGUCUUAUCAAGGUCAUGAACUCUUUGGCAAAGCACUGGAUGGUGAUGACGAUAUUUCAUUGCAAUAUUUCGUAGCACAUGGGGAGAAACAAUCAUAA
Molecule: messenger RNA, 867 nt
Organism: Adineta steineri
Lineage: Eukaryota; Metazoa; Rotifera; Eurotatoria; Adinetida; Adinetidae
Source: the annotation of a GenBank genome assembly